This is a messenger RNA of Raphanus sativus (radish), 661 nucleotides long. RefSeq names its product two-component response regulator ARR17. The record is from RefSeq and is a predicted model, not a curated record. Gene Ontology annotation, biological process: cytokinin-activated signaling pathway; phosphorelay signal transduction system. Lineage: Eukaryota; Viridiplantae; Streptophyta; Magnoliopsida; Brassicales; Brassicaceae. The transcript has 5 exons. Bases 93 to 512 code for a protein of 139 amino acids.
CUCGAGUCUUUUCGAUUUGUCAAUAGUCUCUUUCUACGUUUGUCUCCCUUUUCUUUAGGUAUUUCUCAGUUGCUUAACUGCACAUAGUAUCAAUGGAGGAAGAGCUUCAUGUUUUAGCAGUAGAUGACAAUCUAAUUGACCGUAAACUUGUAGAGAGAAUCCUUAAGAUAUCUUCUUGCAAAGUAACAACAGCAGAAAAUGGGAUUAGAGCAUUGGAGUACUUAGGCUUGGGCGAUCCACAACAGACUGAUUCAUCGAGUACCAACAAUGUUAUGAAGGUGAAUCUUAUCAUCACUGAUUACUGCAUGCCAGGGAUGACAGGUUUUGAGCUGCUCAAGAUAGUAAAGCAGGAAUCUUCGAAUCUAAAGGAAGUACCUGUUGUGAUAUUGUCAUCAGAGAACAUUCCUACUCGCGUCAACAAAUGUUUAGCCAGUGGGGCUCAGAUGUUUAUGCAGAAGCCAUUGAAACUAUCAGAUGUAGAGAAACUCAAGUGUCAACUCUUAAACUGCUGAAGCUGAAGAUCUGCUCUCAUAGAAUAAUUUUUUAAAGAUUGUAUUCCUAAAUGACAAAGAUCAUCUUGGUCAUCUCAAAUACACUAGUUCUGCUAUUUAUAGAUUUGUGAAAAAACCCAAUAAGGAUCUCUCUCUCAGAUAAACUAAUU